Molecule: messenger RNA, 1453 nt
Organism: Chionomys nivalis (European snow vole)
Lineage: Eukaryota; Metazoa; Chordata; Mammalia; Rodentia; Cricetidae
Gene: Rnaseh2b
Product: ribonuclease H2 subunit B
Exons: 11
Coding region: 26-949 (307 amino acids)
Biological process (GO): ribonucleotide metabolic process; RNA catabolic process
Cellular component (GO): nucleoplasm; ribonuclease H2 complex
Source: RefSeq, a predicted model, not a curated record
CCGAGCACUUCCGGCGGUGCCAGACAUGGCUGCAGGCCGAGACCGCGGGGACUUGGCUGCCCGGCAGCUUGUGUUCCUACUUCCAGAAUAUUUAAAAGAUGCCUCAGAGAAGAUGAAGAGUGGCCUCCUGUUUGUAAAAUUGGUCAGCCCACGCUCAGGGGAAGGAGCCGUGUACUUACUGGAUAUGUGUCUGCAUCAGCUGUUUGAAGUCAAAGUUUUCAAGGAAAAGCACCGUUCUUGGUUUAUAAAUCAGUCAGUCCAAUCGGGGGGGCUUCUCCACUUUGCGACACCCAUGGAUCCUCUGUUUCUGCUCCUUCACUACCUCAUAAAGGCUGGCAAAGAGGGAAAGUAUCAGCCCUUGGAUCAGGUCGUAGUGGAUGGCGUGUUUCCAGAUUGCGUCUUGUUGCUGAGAUUUCCUGAGCUUGAGAAGUCACUUCGUCAUGUGACAGAAGAGAAAGAAGUAAACAGCAAGAAGUACUACAAGUAUAGCGCAGAGAAGACCCUGAAGUGGCUGGUGAAAAAGGUCAACCAAACUGUGGUGGCACUGAAAGCCAAUAACAUCAAUGUUGGAGCCCGGGUACAGUCAUCUGCAUAUUUCCCUGGUGAUCGGAUUUCCAGGGACAAGGAAGAGGACUAUGUUCGCUAUGCCCAUGGUCUGAUCUCUGAUUACAUCCCUAAAGCAUUAAGUGAUGACUUAUCUAAGUCCUUGAAGCUUCCAGAACCUCCAGCUUCAGUUCCAAACCCUCCAUCAAAGAAACUAAAGGUAUCAGAUGAACCUGUAGAAGCCAAAGAAGAUUACACUAAGUUUAACACUAAAGACUUGAAGACUGGCAAGAAAAAUGGCAAAAUGACUGCGGCUCAGAAGGCUUUGGCUAAAGUCGACAAGAGUGGAAUGAAAAGUCUUGAUGCUUUUUUUGGAGCAAAAACUAAAAAAGCUGGAAAGAUUUGAAGUGUUGAAUAAAAUCUGGUGAAGCAGGAAAAGGAGUUUGCCUCCGCUUGUCCUGUCUUCCCUCUCCUUGUGCUGCUGUCCUGAUCCUUAGUCUGAACAGAAGUGGUUCUCAGGUCCUGCCAGUCCUCGCUGGGGUUUGACUGUGUGUCUAACAGACUAUGGGAAAGUAAUCGUGGGAGCUGCUGCCUGGGGCCCCCGGAAUGUUUGCCAUAAUGGAAAGUCAUCAAGUGCACAGAGUUGAGAGUCGCGGCUUCCGCGGGAAGGUGUGAGUGGUGGCCAGCUAUUCUCUACUCCCUUGCAUGUGGCUUCAACUGAAAUGAGAUGGACAAACACUGGACAUUUUGGUAAAUCUUAUGAUUAGCCAUAUUUUUGUUUGUAUGAACUCAUGUUUUUUUUUUAAAAAGUAUAGAAAUAAAACAAAAUUGCAGUCUCUCACCUUUCUAUUAUGCAAACACAGCUAAUUUUCUUAGAUAAUUUUCCUAGAAUAAAAAAUAUUUUCAAGAA